Molecule: messenger RNA, 1298 nt
Organism: Pseudomyrmex gracilis
Lineage: Eukaryota; Metazoa; Arthropoda; Insecta; Hymenoptera; Formicidae
Gene: Samtor
Product: probable methyltransferase BMT2 homolog
Exons: 2
Coding region: 258-1298 (346 amino acids)
Biological process (GO): negative regulation of TORC1 signaling
Molecular function (GO): S-adenosylmethionine-dependent methyltransferase activity
Source: RefSeq, a predicted model, not a curated record
AAUAUAUAGUUUAACUGUAUUAGUUUAAAUGUAAAAAUCUCAAUCUUAUAUAUUAUACAAAAUGUCAAACUUCGCGCGCAAGUCAUGCACAAUAUGGCGUUUCUCCCUGAAUUCCGUACACUCUCUCUCUCUGUACAUGUUACAUCCUGUUACAAACUUUCCCUCAUAGAGGCAGGUAAAUAAAAAAAAAAAAGAAUAAUUUUUUAUGUCAAGUUUUAUUGCCACUCGCUUGUCAUUGGUAAGUAGUUAUUAAACUAAUGGCUACGGAAGAGCAUAAACGCUUGGCUGACGUUGUGAAGAGAACUCAUUCCUUGUUGCGCGUCGAGUGUCAUCGAUAUGGCGCCAAGAUCGCGUGGGAUCGUCAUGUGGCGCGAAAUGACGUUUUGCAGGAAUACGCUGAAUCUAUGCAAAAACUAGCCACCAAGUACUGGACCGAGAAUAAUUCGAAAAAUGGAACAUACUGCAGAAUGGAAUGGAUAAAACUUCAGUGCAAGGAAUAUUUUUUGAACGGCGGUGAAGAAAAGUUUUAUAACAGGGAACAAGAUAUAAAAAGAAAGAUGACUCUUGAAAAGUCAAGCAUCGCGGAAGAUCAACAAUUCGAAAAUAAUCAGAUUCUUAUGGAAAAUAAGUCACAAAAUUUUCACAAUCAAAGAAUAUCAAUACUGGAUGUGGGAAGUUGUUACAAUCCUCUGAAUGUUGACGAUACGUUCAACGUUACCGCGAUAGAUCUGAUUCCCGCGGUGGAAGGAGUGUUUCAGUGCGAUUUUUUGAACGUCGACAUUGGAAGAGAAAAUAUUUUUUCAUCGGACAUGAAAAAAAUUUAUCAACUACAAACGGAUACAUUUGACGCUGUGAUAUUCUCUUUGUUGUUGGAAUAUCUGCCGUGUCCAAAACAAAGAUACGUUUGCUGCAAAAAUGCGUAUAACGUAUUAAAAAGCGGUGGGAUAUUGAUUAUUGUAAGUCCAGACUCUAAUCAUAUCGGUGCAAACGCAAAACUAAUGAAAUCUUGGAGAUAUACGUUGAGUAAAUUAGGAUUCAUGAGAAUCAAGUACGAAAAGCUACGCCACAUUCAUUGCUUGGUGUUCAGAAAAUGUGUGUGCAAAGAUGUGGGAGUGCGAUGGGCCGAUCUACAACAAUUUUCUGAAAAUGACAAAAGAUAUAUAUCCGAAAUAGAAAUAUUUAUUCCACAGGACUUUCAGACUAUCAGUUUCAAGGAGAAACAGGAAAAAAUCAAUUACGUCGAAACUGAGGUAGCAAACACUUUUUCUGAAUUGCCUUUUGAUAAUGAAACGUCAUAA